This is a messenger RNA of Akanthomyces muscarius, 726 nucleotides long. RefSeq lists its product as uncharacterized. The coding region runs from base 1 to 726 and encodes 241 amino acids. The record is from RefSeq and is a predicted model, not a curated record. NCBI's taxonomy places the organism in Eukaryota, Fungi, Ascomycota, Sordariomycetes, Hypocreales, Cordycipitaceae. The transcript is spliced from 3 exons.
AUGAAUAACAAGAAUUGGAAUGAUCGUGCCGACAGGGACCUCUUCUUCACUAUUUUGUCGGUCAAGAAUAUCGGCGUUAUUAGUGGUGCGGAAUGGACCAUGAUUGGCAACUACAUGCGUGGGAUGGGAUAUGGCUUCACAAAUGAGGGAUGUCGGCAACACUUUCAGGGCUUGCGCCGUGCGACAAACAAAAUCGAGGCGGCUCCUCCCCCGGCGGACAUGGCUCUUAGGCGGGUUGAUCCUAGCUUGAACCCCAUCACCCGACGCCCGGGUCCAGGUCGUGGCCGUCCCCGAAAGUCGCAGUCGGCGGCCGGCGAAGGCUCCGCGGGCCCAGAGUCUGCAGACACCGGCAGCGUCACGCCGCUGGAUCCCAACAUGAGCGUCUCGCCUGGCGUGGCCCCGGGUCCUACCCCGGCGGCUGCGGCACACAACCAAUCGGUGCACGCGCAGGCGAUGGACACGGAGCAGGGCAGCGUCGACCAUCAGAUUGCCAUGGAGGACGAGCAGGCCCUCGCUACCUCGGCCGGCACCGCUCCCUUUCCGAAUGCUUCUACGAGUCACGGGCCCGAUACCAGCACGGACGAGCACCCGUCGAAACGGGCAAAACUGGACAGCGACGCCAUGGACCAGGAGUCUGCUAUGGACGACGAGGCGGUGUUGGCAUUGGCAGCACACAAUGGCACGACACCCGCUGAUUAUGGAGAAUUCGGCUAUAAUGAUGCCUAG